Molecule: messenger RNA, 1916 nt
Organism: Amaranthus tricolor (Joseph's coat)
Lineage: Eukaryota; Viridiplantae; Streptophyta; Magnoliopsida; Caryophyllales; Amaranthaceae
Exons: 7
Coding region: 148-1050 (300 amino acids)
Biological process (GO): protein monoubiquitination; protein polyubiquitination
Molecular function (GO): ubiquitin protein ligase activity
Source: RefSeq, a predicted model, not a curated record
UUACAAAUUAUGAAGAUUAUACGAAGGCUAAGAUGAUGAGUUGCAAUGGAACAACUUUCUACGAUUCAUUCUUUGUUGACGAAUGACGGUUUUGGUUUAAUCAUCUAAAUUAAACUAAAAACAAGUGAAAUAUCCGGAUUCAGAAUAAUGGAAAUGGGGUCUCCUUGCAGUUGCAGAACACCAUCAAACUCUCGCAACAACCUGAAAAGCUCUUCAUGUUCAUCUUCAUCUUCAAAACGGAACCGAAUUUCGGAAUCAAUCAAAGGCAAAUCCUGCGCAAUAUGCCUUAAUCAAAUAUCCGGUCACCGCCCUGCCGUAAUCAACCAUUGUUUACACGCCUACUGCCUUGCCUGCCUUCUUCGAUGGUCUCACUACAAGCGAACUUGUCCUCUUUGCAAUUCCCAUUUUGAUUCCUACUUUUCCCCUUCUUCUAUCUCUUCCUCUUCUUUUCAUUUGCAUCAUUUGCUCCCUCUCUCUUCCCUACCCUCUCCAGAUCAUUCUAGACCCCGCCAUACCCGUGCUGUUGAUAUCUUUAGGGCACGUUGGAGAAGAAGGGAGCAAAAUAAUGCGGUGAAUUCGCGUUCAAGGCCUGUACCACGGCUAAGAUCAUUUCGUCGAGGAGAGUCUGUUCCUUCUGAGGUUACUACAGAAAGGAUUCUUCAGUGGCGUGCCAGCAUAUACAAGCGUGGUUUUUCGGCUGUUCCCUUUUCUUCUAGGAAUCUUCAGAGCCCGAACAUGUCACAGAGUAAAAAAAAAAUACUACAAAGAAUAGAACCAUGGAUCCAAAGGGAGUUGCAAGCUAUACUUCAGGACCCGGAUCCAACUAUUAUUGUUCAUGUGGCUACAUCACUGUAUCUUUCUAGAUUUCACAUGACUGGAGACCUCUCAACAGCAAUUGAUAAUGACGAUGGCUUCCUUGACCCAUUGCGACGAUUUUUGGGUGAAUGGACGGAUAUGUUCUGGCAUGAGCUUAGAUGCUUUGCAGAAAGCACUUUUUCGAUGGUUACUUAUGAUGAAGUAGUUGAGUACAGAAGAGAGAAUAACAGCUAAACGGAUAGUUAUCUCCGUGGCGUAUGAUGCACUGAGUUGGAAACUUGCAUGUUGUGGUGGUGAAAAGAGGAUUUUGAAUCUGGAUCUGGAAAUGGUUGGAACGGUGCGUGCUGGCUUGUCAUCAUUCUUUUUGCUCCAUUUUGAUAAUGCUGAGAGCCUGAGGCAGGUAUCAUGUCUUCGAUCUUGAAACUAGCUGUUGUUGUACUCAGAUUCUUGAGGCUUGGUAUCAAAUGGCCCUUCUGUGUAUGAAACAGGCACACAAUGGGAAGUACUCUGUUCAUCAAUUGCGGAUUAUCGCAAGGAAAGCUGAGAUUUUGCUAGCUAGCCGUUUUCAAGAUUCGUUAUUUGUUCUUUUAAAUUAGUGUCUUUAUAUCAAGCUUUUUGAUGACUAGAGUGUUUGACAUUAUGUGUAUUCAUCAAUUGCGGGGCUUUAAGAAGGAGCUUCAAUGGCGGUAAUUUUAAUGCCAAAGCUUCAAUAAGGGAGCUUCAAGAAUCACAUUUGGAUUUUGCAAGUCCAUUUUGCUUAAGAAGAGAAAAAGUCCCCAACAAUUUCAGAUCAGUGAUUAUACAAACGAAGCAGAAAAAAUUGAUUCACUAAGAACCCCAGUUUGAGGUCGAUUAAAUCAAAUCGGGGUUCAGGGAAAUUGAGCAAAUCACAUGGCACUUGAUCUAUCUUACCAGCACAACAAAGCCAAAAUGUCGAUACUGAAAGAUUGAAGUUUACUACAUAAACCAACAUAUCAGUCAAUUGUCAUCUCCCGAAGUCGACACAGACUGUUCCGUUCACUUGAUUGUUCACUGAUAAAUGACAGAAUGUACAAUGCUUGCUUAGUAUCAAUAAAUUUGCAAAUCGUAUCAUUAUUACA